AUGGCGGAAAUAAAGCCCCUGUAUUCGACAUGUGUUGCUGUAUUAGGAUUUAUCUGCUUUGUAGUUGGCGCUACUGCAGUUGGAAUACCGAUGUGGGGCUAUUUCAGCACGCCUGUUGGGGGAUACAACGAUGAAGAAGGAUAUUUUGGACCAUGGAAAACCUGUAAAUAUUUGUUAUACAAUAGGGAACGAUGUGGAAAUAACGACUCAAGGUUUAGGCCCUCUGUUGUUGUAUGGAUAGCUGGUCUAGUAGCAUCAGUAGGAGUGGCCAUUCUUGGAGUAUUCUGCAUUUUAAGUGUCCUUCAGUUAGCCAUGUUAAAUUCAAGGGACCAAGUAGUUAUGAAAUAUAGUAUAGUUGUUAUAACCAAAGUUGGACUGGGAUUAUUAUCCGCGUUAUUGGCGAUAGCCGCUGCGGGCCUCUUUGCCUUACAAACCGACGACAGGGAACACAAUGGAUUCGAAAUCACCCGAGGUCCUGCCUUUUACAUUCAGUUGCUGUUAAUUUUUUUAAACGCUACAUUAUUUGUGAUGGCUCUCUAUGACAUGUUUUUUGCCAGAAGAGAGGGAGGAGAUCCUACUACAGUUUCAGUACCUGCCGAGGCAACGACCUAUGGAAAUCCUGGUUUUAGAGAACCGAGAACAAAUGGUAAUAGUGGCAUAUCCAUGACAGACGCCAGUGGCAGACCUUACGCCUCAAAUGGCAGCAUGGCUUCCAUGAACACGACUUCCACAACUGUUGCCUCUACGAACGGAUCAACUAUAGGUUCGUCCAUUACUAGAUCGCCUUUGCGGUCUAGUCUUAAAAAGCCAAAGCCUAAAGAAGGGCUUGGUAUCCAGAAUCCAGGUUUCUCUGGAACGUCACCAACCAUGACGAGGAACGGUAGUCAGAAAAAAGUAAGGAUACAGACGCAUAGCACUGAAGUUUAA
Molecule: messenger RNA, 927 nt
Organism: Diabrotica balteata
Lineage: Eukaryota; Metazoa; Arthropoda; Insecta; Coleoptera; Chrysomelidae
Source: the annotation of a GenBank genome assembly